GUCACUGUAUCGAGGUUGGCGACGCCGUGACAGAUUUUCUGGAAGAUCUGUUUAGGCGGUAUGGCGACAACAGUUCUGAAGUAAUGACACAACAAGGUCUAGAGAGGCUGCUGAAAAAAUUACGCCUAGCAUCAGAAGAUAUUGCGUACGGUCACAAGCACAAACAUACGCACGGCGAAGAGCAUGACCACAGUGACCACGACCAUGAUUACGACCACGACCAUGAAAACCAUGAUCGCGACUACGAUCACGAGGACGGGCAUGACCACAGCCAUGAACACGACCAUGGCCAUGACCGUCAUCACAAUCAUGACCAUGACCACGAUCAUGACCAUAAUCACUGACCACGAGCAUAAGCACGAACAUGAGCGUGACCAUGAUCAUGAUCAUGCUGACGGUCACGAGCACGACGAACACAAGCAUCACGGACACGCCGGUAAUCACAAAGAUCAGGAGAAGCACCACAGGAAUAAUACCACGGCGGAACAAACAUCAACGCCACCAGUGUCUAGCACUCCGACGGAUAGCCAUACGCAUAGUACUACUGAGUACAGUGAGGCCAGCUAUGAACGGCCCGAAAAGAAACUUCACCACCACCUUCAAGACGGCCAUGAUGACCACGAACAUGACGAUGAAGCGAGUACUCGCAACCGGCGUGGCACAGUGCUGUCAACUCGAAGCCAACCCGCCGUGCAUCCUGGUUCAAACGUCGCGGGGAGGCGACGACGUGGUGUCCCCCCAGUACCGGACCAUGACAUCCACAAUCACAACAGCUCUGCUUCCAAAUGUUGGACUCCGCGAGAACUGAUUCGGCAGUUUGGGUUCUCUGAAAAUGGCACCAUUAGCAGACACGAAUUCUUCCAUCUGUGUCCGGCGCUUAUCCAGCAGGCUGUCAGUGAUGUCUGCCUCCAAACUACCCGCGAAGAGCAGAAACCUACUACAGCUGAGUUGUACGGCUACGGGACGCUGUCGGUGUUCAUUAUCAGCCUGUGCUCGCUGAUGGGGGUGCUGCUUCUACCAUGCCUGGCUCGCCACGCCUACUACUACAUCAUGAUGGGUUUCAUUGGCCUCUCUUUCGGCACCAUGACUGGAGACGCGUUCCUACAUCUAAUACCACAGGUACUUGGCCUGCACAGCCAUGACGCCGAUCAAGGAGCGGGAGGUCACUCACACGCACAUAGCCACGACCACGACAGCCUGGUUCCAGAGUACAUGUGGAAACAGCUAGGCCUCAUCGGGGCCUUAUACGGCCUGUUCAUCUUUGAGGCCCUCAGCACCAUAUUUGGUGGCGAGCAGAGUGAUGGUCAUGGGCAUAGUCACCUCCCCAAGAACAUUCCUGAGGAUCUUCACAUGACCAAAGUAUCACAAAAGACGGAGUCCAGCGUUGAACUGGCGCACUGCUCGAGCACACCAUCGUUAGCACUUGAAGAGAAUCCACAAGUUCCGGUGCUCAAGUCUCGAGCUCUUUGUUGUGGUAUGUCGACGCUGGCCACGAUGGUGAUCAUUGGCGGCGCCAUCCACAACGUUGCUGAUGGCUUGGCUAUUGGCGCUGCUUUUUCUUCGGGCCUAAAGAGCGGCCUCUCCACAUCUCUCGCCGUAUUCUGCCACGAACUUCCACACGAGUUUGGCGACUUCGUGGUGCUCAUCUCGACCGGGCUGGGCUACCGCCGCGCACUGCUUCUCAACUUCUUGUCCGCAAUGGCUGCAUUCGCUGGUCUUUACGCGGGAUUCUUGUUGGGUGAAGAGGCGGCUGCGCGAGACUGGAUUCUCACUGUCACCGCGGGCAUCUUCCUCUACGUAGCACUCGUAGACAUGCUGCCCGAGCUGAAGCAGCACAAAGGGAAGAGUCCUUUCAAGAUGUUCAUAGUCAAGAACAUUGGAGUGCUGGCGGGCGUCGGAAUUAUGUGUGUGAUUGCCAUAUACGAAGACCAGCUGAACAUUUAAUCAUGCAAAGUGCACUCCUCGAUGCGACGGCUAAGAGUACUUCACGGACGUGCCCACUUGAAGAAGCUUGUGUUUGUGGCAGAACAAAUGUGAACUUCUCAGUGUUCUGACUCUUUGCAGCGAACGUCUUGGUGAAGUGUGUCGUAGCUGCUCACGGUACCAUUUUUCACUGACUGUCCUAGCACGGCUUCAUUCUAUGACUCGCUUACCGAACUCUUGUAGUGUUGUUGCCAGUGUAAUCAGCCGUGUUAGCAACCAUUUUUCACCUUGUUGCUCAACAUCAUAGCCAGUAUGACUCACAUUCACUGACAUAUAUUAACGUUCAAUUCUCUAUAUGGCUUUUGUCUAAAUAGACAACUUACAACAGUGCAAUACCGUUACGCAACCUUUCCUUCAUCUGCAUACUUAACUGAAUUAGCCUCUUGAUUAUUUGUUACUUUUUUGUCUAGCCAAAAACGAGAAAUAAAUAUCCGAAAAUAAUGUACCCUGCAGCUAGAAACAGUCUGAUGCUAUAGGUUGUGAUUGAUAGGGUUAUCACUUUAAUUCCUAAUACAGAGGGCAGGUGCCAAAAAGAAAAAAAAAAAGCUGAGAAGUUCAAAAAUUAAGUUCGUGUGACAACGACCGUUCACUCUUAUUGCGAAGCGAGGGAGAGUUGUUCAGCCACGUUUGUUCCUGCAUGCCACAAGUAUUCGACAAGCAGACAAUAGCGUUGAUAGCAGGGCAACUCAGAGGUUUACGAGUAAGUGCUGCAAAGCCAAGUAGGUGUGAUAAUACAAACUAUAUUGCUGGUUGCUUUAUUACAGUACAAAGACGGUACACCUUCCGUACGUAACCUACGUCUUUGACGUAGCAGGAACAAAAGCUAAAUAACCGUUUCGCUUUCAUUAUACCAGGUAUAUUCGUGUGAUGGGUGCUACUGUAAAGUAGCAGAAUAAUUUCACUUUCGGCACGAAGAUGUCGUUUACGAUGCGCUAUAGGUGUUCUAAAGAAAAUAACAGUGUUGACAAGCGCUCAAAUGUUACAGCUUGUGUCGUUGUUUUGCCCAUUUCGCCUAAAAGUCAGGAGAGAGUAUUAGUAUCGCCACGCGGCUUUACGUGAAUAGUGCUGAGCACAGAUGGCGCUUGGGUGCUUUUCAUAGCGCGCUGCAGUAGUGCUCAGAAAUACGAAUUGGUUAUAAGGCACCCGCUAUAGUAACUUAGACAGAUUUGUUUUUACAAAUAUGUUAUAGUGCUGAACACUGUCAGCGCUUGGUUACUAUCCCGAACACGCUGCAGUAGUGCUCAGGCAGACAAACUUGUUGUAAGGCACGGGAAAGGGUACCCCAAAGGAUAUUUGCUCUUGCAAAUUCGUUUUACACAUCACUAGUGCCUUGGAGGUCGUUGAAAGUAAGAACACUGCAGCUCACGGCGUCCUCACUAUGACGUCUAUGCCCUAUUUUUGUAUGCUUUCUUAACAUCGUUGCUACUUCUCGCGAAAUAAUUUUGUUUUUCCAGGGAAAUCACUAAAAUCUUCCUUUCUGAAAGGCCACGUACCAGUCGCCCGAAAUAUGGCCAUCCGUUGAUAAAUGCAUAGUAAGGAGCGAAGCGAAAUCUACUAGUCAGCUCUUAAUAUAAAGAGCACCCUGCAGCUACUUACACGUGAAUAGUGCAGGUCCGUACUUGACGGUGGCCAAAAGCAGCCUGUUACUAAGAAACAUGGGGUCCUGAAGUUGUUGCUGAGAUUUUUUUCACUGAAAUUUGUGUAAAACUUGCUUUUCUAAAGCAAGUUACAAUUUUAUUUCUUAGUUACUUCUUUAACUUGUUCUCUUCCGAUUGCUUAAGCUUCUCAAGAUGUUUGUUGGGUAAGACUGGUUUUAUUGCUUGAAAACGUAUUGGCUUGCGAGAUGAAUAAUGGAGGGCGCGAUACCGUGACACAUUACCCUUCAGUGUAGUUCUCAUUUUGCGGCAACAGUUUUACAGCUCACUUCGGAGGUUGCACUAAACCUGCACUGCAUGAAUUUCCCUUCACAUGGUGACGAAUGACUAAAGAUCACAAAGCUAAUUUCAAUCUUCUCUUAAAAUAAUUAAUAACGUGCUUAAUCUUUCUUGGUUAUUCACGUUUAUCGCGUAAUCCGUUACCACAUCUGCUGUAGCUUUUUAAACAUCGCGUAUGACUGCUUUUGGUGCUUGUCAAUGUAACGUCGAGGCAAAUAUGUUGCAAGUAGCUUGCUCAAUGGUUUCAGUCUGUUAAAUGUACAUUUAUUACCUGUUUAGACACUUAUAACGAUGCACAAUUAAAGCAAAACAAUGUUGUGCAUGAGCCAACAAGUUCCGCAAAUAAGGUGUUCUUUUGGUAUUCUUGUAGGUAUUUUAAUCAUCCCCAGAGCAACAGGCAAACGUUCCAGGCCAGCAAGAUAUGAUUUGAGUGAGUCAAAGUACUAACUGUGUAAAUAUCGCGAAUGUUUGUACUUAGGCUUUUUACUCAUCGUUUUGCGAAUGAAUCCAGCAUUGUACUUAAGCACGUUGUGAACCACGUAUUUUUGUUCUAUACUUGCAAAUUAUGGUUAUGAAAUAUGUGAUAUAUCUGUUCGUUUUAGUAUUCAUUUUGUCGUUUGCAUGGGACCACAAAGAUCACAAAUGUGAAUAAAUUUUUGUUUGAUAGAACGU
Molecule: messenger RNA, 4589 nt
Organism: Dermacentor silvarum
Lineage: Eukaryota; Metazoa; Arthropoda; Arachnida; Ixodida; Ixodidae
Product: zinc transporter ZIP6-like
Exons: 10
Coding region: 184-1944 (586 amino acids)
Biological process (GO): zinc ion import across plasma membrane; intracellular zinc ion homeostasis
Cellular component (GO): membrane
Molecular function (GO): zinc ion transmembrane transporter activity
Source: RefSeq, a predicted model, not a curated record